Cercopithifilaria johnstoni is the source of this 303-nucleotide messenger RNA. The record is from the annotation of a GenBank genome assembly. NCBI's taxonomy places the organism in Eukaryota, Metazoa, Nematoda, Chromadorea, Rhabditida, Onchocercidae.
AUGACUGUAGGGAAAAUGUCAUUAACAUUUGCGGGAAGCGCACAAAUUGGAGCGAGACCGGAUAAAGCUACAAUUCAAAAAAUGCUUGAUGAGAAUGGUCAGUUGAUCAAAGUUAUUGUGCGAUACCAGAGUAUGGGAAGGGCAAAUGAUGCUCUCCAGUACCAGCAACUUCUUCAUCGAAAUCUUGUCUAUCUCGCUUCGUUAGCAGAUGCUAGCAUCCAACAGGAACUUAUGCAGCAGACCGACAGUAUAAAGAAAGAGGUUACGAGGCAAUAUCUGAACUCAAAUCAACAAAGUAAUUAG